AUGCCGAUGCUCACGCAAGAACAGGUGGACGAAUUUUUGUCCACCACUGUGUAUGGCCUCCUCAAAAACGACAAGAACGUCACACCGCAAUUCAUCGCACGCCAGAAGGAACUACUGGAAGUGCUGAAAGAGGACAGACACCUGGUAGCGAUACGGAGCUCGAAGACUAAGGUAUUUCUAUUUGAACUUAGAUGUUGGUUCAGGGGGUGCUAAUUCUUGUGGUGGUGUAGUAGUUUAUUAUUAUUUCUCUCACCCUCUAAUGUGAUGAAUUUAAUUCUCUCGUCCCUGCUCUCCCUCAACAGACGAGUCAAUGCACAUCGAUCUUAAUCUUAUCAUCUUCGUCAAUCUUAUCAUCUUCUUAUUAAUCGAUCUUAAUAAUCUUAAUCUUAUUGUCACCAGCAAUCAAUCAAUCAAUCAAUCAAGAAUAACUCAAUCACCGAAGCUGCAUACCAUUUCUUCAGCUCUGUCUCCUCCACGCGGCUGCAUCGAAUAACGCUUUACUCCUAGGCAAAUUCCUGGUGGAUAAGGUGAAUGCCACGAUCAUGAACUUUGAUCCGCACGCGAAAGCUGCAAUGGGCGAUGACGAUGAGGACGAAUCACCAAGUUCCAUUAAGACCCUGAGAUAUCUAUUGAUUGUAAACCCUGAGAUAUCUAUGGAUUAUGUUGGAUACAUUCGAACACAGACUGUUAAGUCGCGUCUAGUUUCUCGGUGAGAAACACUUGAGAGCGAUACUGUUUGCACAAUUUGCACUCACAGCCUGAGACUAAUGAUCUCUGGUUGGUCAUUUCUCCGGGGCGAGCACAGGACGGGCCGGGCCCUUCCUCUGGGUCACCGUAUCUUACCUCGUAUCCAGGCCUUGCCCGGCGGCUUCGCAGCAUGGAUGCCGUUCCUUAGCCCUCCCAGUGACGGGUGUGUCGAAUUCUGACAUCAGUCGGAUUCGAGCCCUGCGUCAUUCAGAUCCGGAGAAACUGAACUGAGACACUUGACCACUAGGCGAAAUGAUCCCUGUGGAUGUUCAUUGGGGUUGCAAGGAAGAAGUCUCAGCUUCAUCAUUGGGAUAUCAUGUUGCAUGGGGGAAAUUUCAUAUGCUUCAUACGGAUACGCUUAUGCUAUCUAUCAUCAUUGACUCAUACGAUCAUCAUGCACUGGCGUUCAUCAUUGGUCAGAACUUGACAAGACGUUACGGACCUGAUUACAGCUAUGAAACACUCACCAUUCCUGCUAUCUGAAUACGUUGAAGGUCCUUUGCCUGAUGAUCACUGAUUUUGGAACUAUAUGCAUUUAGGUCUUUAGGUUAUCUUUGAGAUCAUUCCGGUGCUGUUUUGUCCUUGACUGUAUUGGGAGGCUUGAGCCACAAACGAGAGAGAGAGGAGAAGCCAGAGACACCCGCGCGACGGUAAACCCGUCGGGCGUUUGGAUGGUGUUCCGGUAACCUUUUGCCUGGCGAUCUUGGUCAUUUUGCUGAUCUUUAUCCUUGUGAUCUUUGUGAAUCCAUUAGGAUUAUGACCUUGACCAACACCCCUCCUCAAUCGUUGCGUGUCGAAGUCCCUAGUCUCUGGACUACCACGGAAGUCAUAUCUCCUAGCUGCUCUUCUAUGGCUACGGUAUACUCGGCUAGAAACCAAAAUAAACCGAAUAUACUACACUAUAGUAAGCUAAAUCAUCCCCAUUCGUUUCAUCGUCUGAGGAAUCACAAUCAUCAUGCUCAACUUUAGUUAUCGGGUUAUCUAUAUGGUGAAGUAGUAGUCUACGUUGAGACGAACUACAUUCUAACUUAGUUAAGCCAUCAGCCUUCAUUAAGUUAGUUGGACAGAAAACUAUCUUACUGGCCGCAUCACGCACACGCAAGUAGCGAAGUGCAUAAUGGCGACUCUUCGGGCGUGUGUCAGUUGCUUUGGCUGUUGUGAUCGCGGAUUGGUUGUCGAUCCAGAGCACAGCAUUGUCUAAAGAGGGAGACAAGCCGUUCUGUGUGUGUACCAACUGAGUUGGUAGAGGCCUAUAGAAGUCUGUAAAGUCAUGCAGUUCACUAAGCACAAUAGUGUCAGAAGCUGCAAUAUAUUCACUUUCAGCCGUAGAAUAGGCACGGACAGUUUGUCGGUUACUUCUCCAAGCAAUUGGAACGCCUUUGAAAUACAUGAUCGAUCCACUUGUACUUCUCAUAGUCUUUACGCAGUUGGCGAAACCUGCAUCACUAAAGAUAUUCACCUCUGGCAUAUCUCUGCCUUCAGGUAGUAACUUUGAAUAGAUUCUAUUGAAUUCUUCUUCUUGCUCUGGUGAGUAUUCCAGUCCUUGGUCUCUCGUUGUCACCAGAUACUUUAGCACUUUUCUGGCUGCUUUAACCAUUCUUGUUGACGCGGGUUUGCUGACAUGUCUAGCCAAUGCUGCCACCGGUACAGAAAUGUCCGGGCGCGCGGUUACAGCUACCCAUAGCAAGGCACCAACUACCUCACGAAAGGGAUACCCUUCGACUAUCUUGAUCCCCUCCUCAAGAAAAGCCGACUCGUCAAAAUUGGGCGAGUAAACCGGUUUUCCGACAUCAAUUUCGAAUUUCUUUGCGAUUUUAUCAAUGUACUCCUCCAUAUUGAGCCGAAAUGUUCGAGCUUCACGGCAGUAGUACACGAUGGCACCUAAGAAGUCGAACCUGAGCCACGUUUGACCCCAAGGGGUUGGAACGGACUCCACAUCAAUCGCACGGCCAGGGGCACGCGAGAAGAUGAGUUCUAGUUCGGUCUUGAGCUCAUCAAGAUCAGGACCCGUUGCAAGAUUGUCAUCAACAUAGACUGACAUCUUGAGGAACUUCCCAGGUACCUUCGCACUCGGCUUUCUCCAUAAGCCUGGCGCAGAAUCACACGGCUCCCAGCCAAUACUGGCUAGUAUGUCGUGAUAUUUCUUGAACCAUGCUCGUGGUGCGUCCUUCAAGCCGUAUAAGGCCUUCUUGAGCUUCACGAUCUCGCGUCCAUGCUUCUCUGCCCAGAUGGGUGGGAGACGGCAGAAGACAUCGCGAUCGAGUUCAGCAUUGAGGAACGCAGAAUCUAAAUCGAACGGGAUCACAUAGUCCUGUUCUGACGCAGCAGAUGUCAGGAGCAGCCUAUUAGCGGCGUGUGAAACUACGGGAGCAAAGGUGUUUAGCUCUCCUGAACGAUCUAGAUUACCGAGGACACAAGCGCGAGCCUUGUAUCUUCCACAUCUUUUAAUAGUUAGAAUUAUGGCAAUUGGUAGAGCCUGUCGCGCGGUCGCAAGCUCCUCGUCAGAAGCUUCUUUCCACGUUUCAAAGGCUAGUAGUCUCGCAUGCUCUUUGUCAAUAACCUCCCGCCAUUUGUCGGCAUCAGGAGACUUGAGUGCUUGAGCAACGGACAAAAUCACAUAUGAUUCGACGAAUUCCUCAUCUUCGUCUAAUUCACACGUGCCACCUACUGCACUAGCGAACAGCGCCACAUUCUUUCUCAGUUCUUCUAACUGUUUCUUUGUUCUUCGAACCCUGCUGCCUGCUUUGUCCUUCGCUCCUUUUGGUCGGCCACGCUUCUUGACGUGUGUACGGCGUUCGCCUGCCACAACACGUGCUGGAGAAGGCGCUUUCGACUUAGACGGACUUAGCGGAGCAGAUGUCUCGCGAUCCUUCGCUUCAGCAUUCCCCUCCUCAAGUGAAACACCUUUUGGAGAGUCAGCUGCGUUGGAUUCCUCUACUUUAUCCAGUGUCUCAAUAAAUAAUUCGUCGGAAAUCGCGGUCGGUCCACCUGGAAUGUGCUCCGUGCCAGAGAACCCCGAUUGAUGAUCCAGCCUUUGCACUGACUGUCCAAGCAAGGGGGAGCCCAGCGACGACGCGCCACUCUGCAGAUUUUCCAGUUCGUCAUACUCAAUGUAGAUGCCCUUCUGAUCUGGCAAAAGCCAAUCGAUAUUUUUAAUUAGAUAGUCCUCUCUGAACUUUACAUCUAGGGUAGAGUAUUCCGCCCAUCGAUGUCCAAGCUUGCAACGAUCGUCAUGAGCGAAAGUUCCAACCAACCAACCAGACGACUUCGGACAGAGUCCAAGGAAGACGCCACGGCGGUACUUGGCCGAGAGCUUGGGUUCAGGAGUGUUGGCUUGAAUUUGUUCACGAAAGUAAACUAGACAACCAAAUCGGCGGAGCAUGCCGAUUGAACUCUUCGAUGAGUUUCUACCAGUCCUUUCUUCUAAGAUUUCAAUUGGACUCUUUCCAUCAUGUUGAGGCAUUUUUGCAUAGUUAUGCGGUAAACGAUCCCAGCAGUCACCAGCGUACUCGACGCAGUAACACCAGAGGCGUUUAUCAACUUUAGUCAGCAUUGUGCGUACACUGCCGAACAAAGUCCGCAUAAAACGUUCGCAGGUCCCAUUCAUCUCCGGAUUAUAAGGAACAGCCGGACUGUCUGAGACUCGCAGCGAUUGCAUAACUUUGGUCAUGUCAUCACUGCUCAGGACAGGUUCUCCAUCCCUCCGGAGGAACCACACUACCUUGUCAUCAAGUGAUAAGGAGUAGUCCUGGCGAAUGCCUUUGAUAACUUCUUCUAUUUCCUCCACACAGUCACUUUUCAGCUUAAGCGGUCGACAGAACACCUUCUUAAUUACAUCACAGAUGAUCACUAAUACACAUCUCUUUGACCUGACUGAUACGGGUUUGAUUCCAACAGCAAAGUCGAUUGCUAGUAACUUCAAUGGUUCAGGUUUGUAGUUCGAAGUAUCUCUAGCUUUUGCAUGUGGUGCGCGUUGGCCUUUAUGUAGAUCACACUCAGGGCAAUUUACCUGGAGGCCAUCUAUAUGAAAGUGCCCACAUCUUCUAUGAAGUUCGAGUCUUGUAAGGUAACAACUACUGACUCCUUCUUCUACUGUUGAACAAAUAUAACCACUAUCAGUCUCUUCUUUAAAUAAGUUGCAUGCAAGUAUGGGAAGCUGCAAGCGUGGAUGACUUCUUAUGGGUAUGGCCUGGCCGGUGUCCGUAUGUACGAGACAACCACCUGCGCCUUUGAAGUUGAAUUCCCAUCCUAAUUGCGAGCAGUUCCCUUCACCUAACCAAGGUAUAAUACGAUCUAAGUCCUUUGGUAGUGAAUCAUAAUAAACACCAUACUGGAGCCCUAAGAUGUUUGACUUUAGUUUUCCUACUCUUCCGUCUUUACUUCCAGCGCUACCAGUAAUCCUACAAGUUCUCAUAGUUAUUUCACUAAAAUCGUCUUUGUGUCUUGAAAGAUAUUUGUUUGCACAACUAUCGACUAGACUAACUUCUUCUCUUGUAGUAAUGGAACUAGUUGAAAGACUAUGUCCCACAAGUUUUACCUCCCCUGUAUUAUUUACGUUUAUUUCUUCACCCUCAUCUUCAUCCAAGUUCAGCGAGCAAAAUCCGCUUUCCACCGGUUCCGCAACUCAGCUCUGCUUUCCGCCGUUGAGAGCUUGCCACAGCUCCGCAACUUGGGACAUGUGAACCAUGCCAUUACCCUUUCCACCUUUACCCAUAGCACUACUAGAUUGGGAAUUGGUGUUCCAGUUCCAGUUUGCCUGGUUCUGUGGAUUCUUCCAACAAGACGCGGAUUUGUGACCCGGUUUGUUGCAGAUCCAACAGACUGGACGGGUGUCUUGUUUUCCAGAACCUUUAUUAUUUUUGUUCUGCGGCUUUCCUUUGCCGUUCGAAUUGGAGGCAUAGACCUCGGCGGCGAUCUUCUUCUUUGUGUUUGCCUUGAAGCGCUUGAGAGCACUUUUAGACAGAAAGAUCUUACCACCUUCAUUGGCCUUUUCCUCGUCAUCCUCCUCUUCACGAGAACGUUUAUUCGAGGUCUCCUGAACAUUGACCGGGAACGCCUUCCCGAAGGAAUCGUUCUCAACUUUGUAGGUUCCCUCCUCGAUCAACGUCGCAAGACGCUUUUCAAGUCGGUCACCAAUCUGGUCAAAUGUCAGACCAUCUUCUUCCUGCAUGCGUUCGAUCGUUGCCUUGAAGUUCUUGCAGAACAGCUCGGGCAACUUCUGUAGCAGUGCACCAUUUUGUUGGUCACUUUCUGGCACUCCUGCUUCCGGCGGGUACACGGUGGGCGACUGGUUCAUGAUGUCUCGGACUUUCGACAAGAAUCCUGUGACAUCUGCAGGUUGAUCCGCGUUGUGGAACUUCAACACGCCAUCCGUAAGCGGUUUUACUUUCAUCCGUUGUUCCUGACGGUUGUUUUGAUCGAAGUGUCCUACAUCACGAAGGAGCACAACAACCUCACCUGCAUCCAUCGCAUCCACCUGCCCAUUAUCGUUCUGGUUGUUGAUGAACGACGCAGCGGCACCUUUCAGACUACGAAUAAUCGCAUCUUUCAGGUUGCGCCACUUCUGCCGAAUUGUUUCCUCCCGAUUGGUAACUCCGUUAGGAAUACCAUGAGGAGCUGCCGGAAUGCCGACUACAUUCGUGUAGUUUUGAAGCAGGCCGAGACGGCUAGCUUCCUGACGUAUGGCAAGUUGCCAUGCUCGCCAGUCGGACUUCUGUCCGAGUUUCUUCGAAAUUUCUUUCGCAUCGCAGGACAUUUUGAAAAGUUGUUUCUAGAUGGAUUUCUACUCUAUACUUAGCUCAAGGGUCAAAGUAGUGUUGGAUACAUUCGAACACAGACUGUUAAGUCGCGUCUAGUUUCUCGGUGAGAAACACUUGAGAGUGAUACUGUUUGCACAAUUUGCACUCACAGCCUGAGACUAAUGAUCUCUGGCUGCUUUGAUCCCUGUGGAUGUUCAUUGGGGUUACAUGGAGGAAGUCUCAGCUUCAUCAUUGGGAUAUCAUGUUGCAUGGGGAAACUUUCAUAUGGAAACGCUUAUGCUAUCAUCAUUGAUUCAUACGAUCAUCCUAUGUUGAUUCUCAUCAUUGAUCAGAACUGACAGUACGUUAUGAACCUGAUUACAGCUAUGAAACAUUCAUCAUUUCUUCUAUCUGAAUACGUUGAAGGUCCUUUGCCUGAUGAUCACUGUUUUUGGAACUAUAUGCAUUUAGGUCUGUAGGUUAUCUUUGAGAUCAUUCCGGUGCUGUUUUGUCCUUGACUGUAUUGGGAGGCUUGAGCCACAAACGAGAGAGAGAGGAGAAGCCAGAGACACCCGCGCGACGGUAAACCCGUCGGGCGUUUGGAUGGUGUUCCGGUAACCUUUUGCCUGGCGAUCUUGGUCAUUUUGCUGAUCUUUAUCCUUGUGAUCUUUGUGAAUCCAUUAGGAUUAUGACCUUGACCAACAGACUAAGAUGUAAGGCCACUUUUUAAUAGACCCUGAUUUAUAUAUGUACUAUGCAGUAGAAGCAUCUUGUUUCUUUCACGUGAAGAUCAUUUCCUUCUUUCAACUUCAAGAGGGGAAAGAUGAACACGACAAAGUUGUAGAUGAAAGGAGCAGUCGUAUUUUGGGAUGAAUUUGGGUCGUCAUCUUCUCUAACUCCAAACAGGAAGCAUCAAGUCCGAUGUUAAGUGGUGGAGCAGCGGCAGCGUCGAGUGGAGCACGGAUGCCACCGAAUAAUCGAACUAGAAGGCCACAACAGAUAUUAUGACAUGAUACAUAGAUGAAGAUGUGACUUUUUUACCUAGUAGACUUUUUUUGCUUACAGUUUUCCAGCCUUCGAAGAAUUAUAUGGGAAGUCCAAGUCGUCUAGCUUGUGUUGUAAACACUCAGAUACAGAUUAGCGCUAGGACGACGAUACAGAUAGUACUACAAACUACAUAGUACAUUACUUCUCUAAGACCCGAGAAAAUCAUUACAGCAGCCGACUUUGAUCCGGACGGAGCAGGAUUUGUUGACCUCAUGGAAGCCGAAGACGUCAGCAAGAUGACACCAUUGAUGUAUGCUAGUUUUGAAGGUACUUCUAGCUAAGUAUUUGUGUGUGGUGUUGUAAAAACUACUACAAGUAGAAGGUUUUCUGGAACGUAAGUUGUUUUUUUCUUGAACAAAGUAUCGUUAUCACCACUGCUCUUGACUUUUCUCCAUGAUGGUCACACAAUGUGUUUGUCCAUUUCAUCGUCUCGAAACCAUCAGUAUCAGGUAACCUGCAGGCCAUCGAUCUUUUAUGUCAUCAACCAUAAGGUAACCUGCAUUUCAUCGAUCUCUUGUGUGACAAUGGAGCAGAUGUUUUAGCGCAAGACGAACUAGGGAAUACAGCUCUUCAUUGGGCAGUGCAAGGAGGCGAACAUGAAGCGUGCGCAAACCUCUUGUCAUGGGAAAGAGGAGCUCAAGCGCUCUGUCUGAGUGACAAACUAGGUAAAAUUCAUUGACUUUCCCCUUAAGAGUUCGAUGAAGCCGAAAGAAACGAAAGAAACCCACUGUGUCUUUUUUGACUUCUCUUUUUGGGUUCUGCGAUUCCUAGCUAGGGCUCAUCUCGCUGUAGAUACUGGAGCCAAUUAUUCCUCGCAUGCACUUCAAACCACCCUCGGCCCACCAGGUCAAACACCCAAUGACAUUGCGAGAAUAUAUGAUCGAAAAUUUUGGCAUAUUCGAAACCACCAGUCUCUCUUGGAGGUCCUUGCGAAAGAGUACACGAGAAUAAAGAUUCCGAGUUUAGGUAGUCGUUUUUUCAUGAUGAAACAAACGGAGUUGAAGCAUAAUAAACUACCCCUUCUUGCUCUGCUUCUCUUUUAUCCAACCAUGAUGCUACAACAACUUCUUCACCAUCAUCCAGGUUUCCUCCUCCGAACAGAGCGCAAGGCCCGUUUCGUGGCUAUGAAUGCGGGACAGUAUUCGGCGCUCGCAAUGCCAAUAAUAACGCGAGAGCAGCAGAUGUUGGAGAAAAAGAAAAGACCUAAGCCAAGAUCCAGCUUCUGUGAUGUUGGUGGAGGGUGGAUGCCUUAGUAGUGCUAUGAACAUGAUGUUGAUGAUUUUCAUACAUAAAAUGCACAGCUGCUACUGCAGAAGCGAGGACAGUAGGGAACAAGAUACAACAAAAUGAACUUCCAACAUAAAGUGAACUUUCGUAUGUUGUUGUUGAGAAUAGAGAUUGAUUUUACGCAUGAUGACUUUCUUAUCUUGGGAGGAGGACCUAGGUUCAACAGGGGGAGAAAGAUAAACAUAAACAUAAAGAUGAACAGUUGUCCUGAAGCACAUGAAAAUGUUGAUGUCAUCUACAUCUAACGAUUUCGACCUCAUCCAACGUGGUUUUGGCUUUUCUUAUAUAACUUGCCGAAUGAAGAUUAUGAUGAUCAAGAUCAUGGCUUCUAUCUUCAUGAUCUUCUCGUAGGUGGACGAACUGCCCAAGAAUAGUGGCCAAUAGUGGCGACUAGAUUUGCCUGAGACGCAGCGAGGAC
Amoebophrya sp. A25 is the source of this 9237-nucleotide messenger RNA. Lineage: Eukaryota; Dinophyceae; Syndiniales; Amoebophryaceae. The record is from the annotation of a GenBank genome assembly.